GGGGUAUAAGGGCAGGCGGCCGCCGCCAUCUUUCUCUCGGCACCGCGCAGCCAUGGGACACCAGCAGCUCUACUGGAGCCACCCCAGGAAGUUCGGGCAGGGCUCCCGCUCUUGCCGCGUGUGCUCCAACCGCCACGGCCUCAUCCGCAAAUACGGGCUGAACAUGUGCCGGCAGUGCUUCCGCCAGUACGCCAAGGACAUCGGGUUCAUCAAGCUGGACUGAGCGCCGGGAGGAUGAGGCCAUAGCCGGGAGCUCCCAGGGCCUCCCUGACACAUCUGCAGCGUCUCGGCUCAGCCUUGCUUAAUAAAUGAUCUCCCAACCCA
This is a messenger RNA of Catharus ustulatus (Swainson's thrush), 324 nucleotides long. It is a transcript of the gene RPS29, whose product is annotated as ribosomal protein S29. Lineage: Eukaryota; Metazoa; Chordata; Aves; Passeriformes; Turdidae. Gene Ontology annotation, cellular component: ribosome; cytosolic small ribosomal subunit. Gene Ontology annotation, biological process: translation. Gene Ontology annotation, molecular function: zinc ion binding; structural constituent of ribosome. The transcript is spliced from 3 exons. Bases 53 to 223 code for a protein of 56 amino acids. The record is from RefSeq and is a predicted model, not a curated record.